AUGAAGAAGACACAGGACAUGAUAGAGAUAAACCGAGAGAUGAAGAACAUAGACAAUGACAAUUUCUGUCACAGGGACAGCAUCCCUGGCAACAAGGAGUUGAUCAAGAUCCUAUAUCGUCAGGACACCCAGAUGCUUAACUAUGAGCACUACUAUAUCAAGAAUCUAGAGAGAUUGGGGAUGGUGGUCUAUAAGAACUAUUACAAGGAAGAGAGAGAGAUAAGACGUGAAAAGAAGAAUGAUCUCAUGCAACAGAAGCUGGAUGUGAUGAGGUUCUUGAAGAUGAGGAACAUAAAGAUAGAGAAGGAGAUAGAGGAGUUCAUGGAGGAUGAUAAUGUCCAAGAGGUGCUGUUGAAGGACAAGGUGAAGAAAGAAACGGAGGAUUUUGAAAGGAUGUUGAACAGGAACGAUACCAAGCCGAUAACAUCAAAGGAGGAACAAUGGCAGAACAAGAUAAAUAACUAUUUCAGGAAUGUAUCAGAGGAAAAGAGAGGAGAGCACAUAGAGAGGUACAAGGAUUUGUUGAUUGGUGGUCUAUCGGUGAAGAGCGAUGUGAAUGAUGAAGCCACUAGGUUGGAGGAUCCAAUCAUAGAACACAACAGGAUGGUGGCUUAUAUGUACAGAUCAUCGCAUCUGGAGGCAAUCCUGAAGAAGAAGAUAUCGGAGGACAACCCGAUGAGUGGGCACAUGUCAAUCUAUAUGGAAGCAUGGAGAACGAAGGAGAUGAUGAGGAAGUAUCUAGGGAACAAGGACUGUUUCAAUCUCGAGUGUCUGGACACAGGCAAGUACAAGGAAGGAAAGAUAAGAAUAGAUCCGGAUGAUGCGAAGAAUUAUUUUGAUGCGUGGGUGAUAGAGGAUUCAGAGGUGAAUCGAGAGAAGCUGAGGAAGAUAGAGGAGUACAACAGGUUGUUAGAGAACAAGGAGAGGCCUAAUUUUGCCAAACCGAGGAUAACAACAUAUGUGCCGGCGGAGAGUCUGAGCUACAAACAGAUCGCGGAGGCGAUAAGGAAGAGAUUGGAGGUCUUGUUCAAAUGUGGAGUGUUGUAG
Molecule: messenger RNA, 1047 nt
Organism: Guillardia theta CCMP2712
Lineage: Eukaryota; Cryptophyceae; Pyrenomonadales; Geminigeraceae
Exons: 2
Coding region: 1-1047 (348 amino acids)
Source: RefSeq, a predicted model, not a curated record